CUGCCAGAAUGAAUGAGAUCCUCUCGUGUUUGCCAAGAACAUAAAGAUCACUUAAAACACAAACUGGCAGAUUUCCGAUCUGCCUCUACCAAACAUGCUGCGUUUCCCAAUUUCAUAAAAGUGCUUUUUUUCCCUAACAGAAGACAGUGAUGAUAAUCAUAGCAAUCAGUCCAAAAUACAAACAGGAUGUGGAAGGGGCUGAAUCCCAGCUGGACAGGGAUGAACACGGCUUACAUACUAAAUACAUCCACAGGAUGAUGCAGAUCGAGUUUAUACAACAAGGAAGUAUGAAUUUCAGAUUCAUCCCUGUGCUUUUUCCAAAUGCCAAAAAGGAACACGUGCCCACCUGGCUGCAGAACACUCACAUUUAUAACUGGCCAAAGAAUAAGAAGAACAUCCUUUUGCGGUUACUGAGGGAGGAGGAAUACGUUGCUCCUCCAAUAGGACCUUUACCAACACUCCAGGUUGUGCCGUUAUGAAGGUUAUUACUUAAAGUGCACGACAAGCAGUUGUUAAAGGGUUGUUCUUGGCAGGGGGCCAACACUCUUCCAGAUGGCUCUUUCUG
Phaethon lepturus (White-tailed tropicbird) is the source of this 565-nucleotide messenger RNA. RefSeq names its product adapter protein CIKS-like. The record is from RefSeq and is a predicted model, not a curated record. The transcript is spliced from 3 exons. Gene Ontology annotation, biological process: positive regulation of canonical NF-kappaB signal transduction; humoral immune response. Lineage: Eukaryota; Metazoa; Chordata; Aves; Phaethontiformes; Phaethontidae. Bases 150 to 479 code for a protein of 109 amino acids.